Molecule: messenger RNA, 615 nt
Organism: Lodderomyces elongisporus
Lineage: Eukaryota; Fungi; Ascomycota; Pichiomycetes; Serinales; Debaryomycetaceae
Gene: RPL15A
Product: 60S ribosomal protein eL15
Exons: 1
Coding region: 1-615 (204 amino acids)
Biological process (GO): cytoplasmic translation
Cellular component (GO): ribosome; cytosolic large ribosomal subunit
Molecular function (GO): RNA binding; structural constituent of ribosome
Source: RefSeq, a predicted model, not a curated record
AUGGGUGCCUACAAAUAUUUAGAGGAGUUGCAAAGAAAGAAGCAAUCCGAUGUCAUGAGAUUCCUUUACAGGGUCAGAUGUUGGGAAUACAGACAAAAGAAUGUCAUCCACAGAGCUUCUAGACCAUCAAGACCAGACAAGGCUAGAAGAUUGGGUUACAAGGCCAAGCAAGGUUUUGUUAUCUACAGAGUCAGAGUCAGAAGAGGUGGUAGAAAGAGACCAGUUCCAAAGGGUGCUACUUACGGUAAGCCAACCAACCAAGGUGUCAACCACUUGAAAUACCAAAAAUCAUUGAGAUCUACUGCCGAGGAAAGAGUUGGUAGAAGAGCUGCUAACUUGAGAGUUUUGAACUCAUACUGGGUUAACCAAGACUCCACCUACAAGUACUUUGAAGUUAUCUUGGUUGAUCCUCAACACAAGGCUAUCAGAAGAGACCCAAGAUACAACUGGAUCGCUAACGCUGUUCACAAACACAGAGAAGCUAGAGGUCUUACCUCUGCUGGUAAGAAAUCCAGAGGUAUCAACAAGGGUCACUUGUACAACAAGACCAGAGCCGGUAGAAGACACACCUGGAAGAAGCACAACACCUUGUCCUUGUGGAGAUACAGAUCAUAA